Bemisia tabaci is the source of this 4746-nucleotide messenger RNA. RefSeq lists its product as uncharacterized. The record is from RefSeq and is a predicted model, not a curated record. Gene Ontology annotation, cellular component: membrane. Lineage: Eukaryota; Metazoa; Arthropoda; Insecta; Hemiptera; Aleyrodidae. Gene Ontology annotation, molecular function: transmembrane transporter activity. Gene Ontology annotation, biological process: transmembrane transport.
ACGCCGCAGUCAAAAUCUGAAACGCGAUCGCGACCGAAGGUAGUUCGAUUGAUCUCGUUCGAUCGGAGUCCUUUCACCCGGCAAUUAGCACAACCCUAGUUUGCCUGGCCCCUUACCUUACUUUAAUAUUCAUAACGUUAAGUCAUUGGUUACGUACGUAACAUUACGUUAAGACUUAAGUUACGCACAGUACGUUACUUAAGCCACUCGUUACGUGAAAAUUUCUAUAUUUUUGAACUCGUGACUUCUAGUUUUUAGUCUGUUGGUAACUUCACCCCGCGGAGUUGGGGCGCGAUUGUAACGGUUGAUCAACGGGUUCGGUGCCUGGUCCUCGUUUCAAAAUGAAGUUCCUUUCGUCGUACUUGUCCCGCAACAAGGGGUACAUUCGCCAGACUGUUGUUUGUUGUUCAGUGAGCAUAAUGACGUUCGUGUACGGUCAGCUCCUGGCGUGGCCGUCUCUGGCGAUCGAGCGGAUCUCCCUGGGCCAGGGCGGGUUCAACGUGACCGAGACGGAGAUCUCGAUCAUCGUCUCGAUGCCGACCUUCGGCGAGUUCCUCAUGCCGAUCGUCUUCGGGUUCAUCCUCCUCAAGAUCGGGCGCCGCUCCAACAUGAUCCUCAACGCGGUCGUCUACAUCGUCGCCUGGGGCUUCAUCACCUUCGCCACCUCCCCGCUCAGCCUCAUGAUCGCCAACUUCGCCGCCGGCCUCGGCUCCGCCAUCGCCAUGAUCAUCGGACCCAUCUUCAUCGCCGAGAUCGCCGACAAGAGGAUCAGAGGCUCACUGAUCAGCGUUUUUAUAACGGCGAUCGCAAUCGGAGAGGUGUUCUCGACGAGUGUGGGGAUCAUACUGACUUACUUCCAGCUCAACUUGAUAUCUCUCGUCUUGGCAGUGGUCACCUUCUUCAGCAUCGUCUUACUAGCCACGGAGUCACCAAGUUGGCACAUCAUGUGUGGCAAACAAGAAAAAGCCGAGAAGUGCUUCAGGUAUUACUGGAACUCAGCUUUCGGAGUCGAGGAAGAAAAGGUGGCGUCAGGCCUAGCCGAGCUGAAAGAGGUAGUAGAAGAAGAGAUGAAAUCCGCAUGCUCUUACCUAGAACUCUUCCGCACCCCUAGCAACGUCCGCGCUUCCAUCAUCGUCAUCGCCCUGUCCAUCUUCCAAGCCUCGAGCGGGAUCAUCGCCAUGCUCACCUACGCCUCGACGACCCUUCCCAAGUACGACGGCUUCUGGCAGCCCAACCCCACGAUGGCCCUCGUCAACCUCCUCGACCUCAUCUUCAACAUCAUCUCCGUCGGGCUCAUCGACCGCCUCGGCCGGAAACCGCUGAGCAUCAUCUCCAACGCGGGCGAUGCCGUCGGCACGGGCAUCAUCGCCUCCUACUUCUUCAUCGACGAGUACACUAACCUCGACACUUCCAAUAUCAAAUGGGUGCCGUAUAUUGGCAUCCUCGUUUUCAUCUCCUCCUACGGCGUUGCCAUGGCGACGAUGCCGCACAUCCUCGUCGGUGAACUGUUCCCGGCCAACGUCAGGUACCACGCGUCUGUCGUUUCCGUCGUAUGUAUCGCCGGCGCCUUUGCCUUCUUCAAUUUCAUCUACCUCCACGUCUGUAGGGUUGCUGGUGUGAGCGUUAUGUUCUUGAUCUUCACGAUGUCCAGUGUGGCGGCGACCAUUUUCUCGUACCUCUACAUGUUCGAGACGAAGAAUCUCUCGUUGUCGGAGAUUCAGAUGAAGGCUAUGGGGAAGAGUCAACCCAAAGAGGUUUUGUCGAAAGCGUGAUUGUCUAAGGUUAGUCUUAAAGAUCGACUCUUAGUCACGCCGAGCAAAAAUGGUAGAAGAAAAGAAGGUGUGUACAUUGAACCGACUCGUCUUUGAUUGGCUCGUGCGUCACAGCGGGCUGAUUAUUGAAAUUGAUAGACAAAUCAGUAGACAAAGAAGACAAAAGGGAUUUGGAUGGAUCCUAUCUCUGGAAGGGGGUGGUUGCAAUGAACAAAGGAGGUAGGUAAAAGACUAACUAUCGGCAACCCACGAGACCCCAUUGUUAGUUCAUCAUUUUCUCUCUUUUAGUCUAUAGGAACCAACCAUUUUAACCAAUAGGAUCGCUCCAUGCUCCUUGUGUCUUCUUUGUCCAUAGCUUUGUCUAUAAAUUCCAACAAUCACCCCGCAGAUCUGUUUCUGUAUGAAAGGCCAUAUGUUGAGAUUGCCGGACAAAUAGUUUGUGCACGCGACUUCUAUGAAUGUGUAUGAGAGGCUGUCCGACCGCUAUGUUACAGCAAGAGGACUUUUUUCCUUAUAAGGCUCUGCUGUAGCUACUACGUCCAAUGAUGAUUUCUCCUAACAUGCCGAACAGCUACUGACGAGUAACAUGCUCAGCCGUUUGUUUGACGCAUGGGCGAAACUGGGAAUUUUUCUGGUGGAACCAGAGAGACAUCCCAAGAGCAAUCGUGAGCUGUUUUUAUUAGAAAAUUGAUGGAUUUGACAGUGAAAACUCAACAGUGUGACUCUUAAUUUUGCGGAAAUUAUUCACCUUAUACGAAAAAUUUUGUCAUAUUGUGCCAUUAAAAUAAUAUCGAUGAUAGUGAAAUGAUUUGAACACUACUUUGCAUACCGAGAGAAAAGUCUCGGCUUUCUGAUAUUUGUGUUAUAGUUCGUCGAAUGCGACUCGUUAGAACAGAUCUCAAAUCCCGGCAUGAUGAAGUGUACCGUUUGAAGGCCGGAGAAAAAAUGUCUGUCAUACAAUUCUCGCAAUAUUAGUUAAUUUUACGUAUUUAUUGUAACAUAAAAUGUAUAUAUUUAGAUUUAAGUCAGCCACAUACUACACAAACUGAAUUCAAUAAAAGCGGCCAAGCAAUCACAGGUAAAAGGAAAAGAGCAAGUUUAUAAGUUCAGACGUGAAAAAUUGGCACAACAAGUGAUUCAAUUUUAAAGUUUCUUGUACUAAUCCAUCUUUCUGUUUAUUCUACGCUCUAAAAAAUUUGAAUUGCAAAAACUGAGUCAUCAAGUCAUCAAAUGCAUUCGUCUCAAACAUGUAUAUUCUAUAUAUGGCAAGUAGGAGUAGGUAUAUAAAAAGGGGAAAAAAUUGAAUACUUUUAAAAUCACAAUAAAGGUGUUUAUUGCCGGAACUUGCAUCCGAAUGCCCUUUAGGUAUCACAGUAAAAUUUUCCAAACAUCAUGCACCAAACUGAAUUGGCAGGGUUAAUUUCACGCCAUCUUUCUUCACUCUUUGCGGUAUUAAAAAGAGACUUUCCGAAAAUGAACCUCUGGAAUUUUUUUCAGACGCACUAAACCUGCCAAUAUGGUCGCUCAAUAAAACCAACAUGUUAAUAACAUAAGCAUCUCGAUUUUUUCUUUUGUUUCCCUUCGGUAUGGACUCGCCUGAAACUUCAAGCACUUUUCAAACUCUGCGCUUCUGCACUUGUGCACAAUCUAAACCACCAGUUGAUAAACGUCCCCCCCCCCUAUUUUUCCUUUUAUCUUUCUGCACGUUCAGUCAGUACUGGAAAUUUAAAAAUAAGAAACUCAACGAAAAUUAUCAAAAGAGAAAAACAUUUUUUUAUGACGUAAUAACGCGAGGAAUACCUCAUUUCAUCCAGAGUGGCAGUGAGAAUCGUUUCAGGAAACAGAAAACUUCGUUGAGAAGUUGUAACUAGGAGAUGAGAGGGGGGGGGGUGAUGUCCGAAACUAAGACGAGUAGUGCAUACCUCUGAACCAGAUUUAGCGGAAAACGCCAGACUUCUACCGUAUGUUGAAAUUAAAGUUACUUUGCAGCGCCAAAAUUGUGAAUUUGUAUAAGAUUCCUCGACUCUUACGUGGUUUCUAUCUAGCAAGCAAGUCAACGUGUAUUACAUCACUGAUUUGGCAACAUUGGUGAAGAUUGAAGUUGUACUUCUGACCGAGAGAAGACGAAAAUGAAACCGGAAACUUUGCCAAGUAUCCCAUGCCAACUUGUUCAAACUUUGAAGCUUUCCUUUACAGCUCGUGGUGGGGUGAACUCUGACGGAGGAGUUGAAAGCGCUGAAUCGAAAAAUUAUUUGCAGGGACGAAACUCAUGCGCAAAUUAUUCAAGUUGCCCUACGGUGACUGUCUGAUCAAAACACCUAUCUCAGUUUACAAACUUGCGAAUUGUCCAACAUAAUUGAUUUUUUAAAUGGGAAACUUAUAAACAUAAUUUCAUGUUAACAUGUAUUCAGUGCCUGAAACAUUCGGUAUGCAUAAUUUUGACGGUAUGUAUAUCGACGGUGUAAGUCAGCAAUCCCAUAACUCGGUUUGCGACGUCGCAGACUUCCUGUCAUACUUUAUUUUUGAAACGAAAAACUACUCAACCGUAAUUCUUUAAAACUGCCGUGAUUUUUCUUCUCUGUACGAAAGAAAUUCUGCAAAAACUUCAAGGAAUGAUGUCAACUUGUUCUCCUUUAAAAAAAUAAAAUUGAGGCGGCAGAGAUUUUCAAACACCACUAACGAGAUAUGCGGUUGCGGACUUACGCCGUCGAUAUGCAUUAGGAGUGUGGCCUCAUUAUCUAAUUUUGCAUCGUGUCUUGAAGUGUAACAAUGACAUGAAUAACUUUUUUAAGUGUGUCUGCGUGCUAUCAUCUGGUCUGAGCAAUUCCUUUGAUUUUGUUCCUUCUAUAAUUUAUUUAAAAGUUCGUUCUUGUUUUUCAGCAUUGGUUGGUUUAGCUGUAGUUCCUAAUAGUUAUUGUACCUGCAACCACUUUGUUAAAUGAAAUUUGUAAAUAAAGUUAUUUUUUUAUUACUA